AUGGUGAUCAACUCGAAAAAGUUUUACAUCUGCGAGAAGAAUGCAGUUGAGUGUGCGUCAACAUCGGAAGGCAAUUCAAAAGCAAACGACUUCAAAAUAUUAAUCGCUUGCACGGCGGACAACAACAAGGGCUCUUAUGUGACGGUUCAAUACAGUUUCAGAUGCAAUAGAAUUCCAAUUUGGUGUACGUUUUGGACAAUAAAGUUAUAUCUCCAGCGUGUGAUACCAAUGUUUUUGAGCACGGCUGAGCAGGCCUGUGAAAAUUACAAAGACUUCUUGAUGAAAGAGGAAAAUCCGAUAUCUUCAAUAAAUACAAAUUACAAAUAA
Helobdella robusta is the source of this 327-nucleotide messenger RNA. RefSeq lists its product as hypothetical. The record is from RefSeq and is a predicted model, not a curated record. Lineage: Eukaryota; Metazoa; Annelida; Clitellata; Rhynchobdellida; Glossiphoniidae. The transcript is spliced from 3 exons. Bases 1 to 327 code for a protein of 108 amino acids.